AUGGCACAGCACACGCUCCAGACCAUUCCCGCCGAGCUGAGGAACAACAUCUACGAGUUGGCCUUCACUUCCGACCAAGAGGGACCGAUCGAAUUCUGCAAGGCAGCUCCGCCGAGUAAUGCGCUGCUCCUUGCGUGCAAACAGAUUCAUAACGAAGCCGUUCAGAUCUAUCGGGCGGCAUACCAUCGGUAUUGGAGCACAAGCGAAUUCGUGAUCGACAUUCUCGAGUCGGACUUGACGGAUGAUGAAAAGGCCGCCAUACGAAGAAUCCACCCGCAAGAUGUGGAGCGCAUCCCGAGUCUGAUCCUGACGAACCACACUGCCGCAUGGAGAUUGGAAAAUAAUGGCCGGACGGAAGUCAUGACUCCUCGCUUCGACGAAGACAACCAUGAACUUUACGUGGUGGUGAAAACACGUACCCGCGGUUAG
Fulvia fulva is the source of this 429-nucleotide messenger RNA. RefSeq lists its product as uncharacterized. NCBI's taxonomy places the organism in Eukaryota, Fungi, Ascomycota, Dothideomycetes, Mycosphaerellales, Mycosphaerellaceae. The record is from RefSeq and is a predicted model, not a curated record. The transcript has 2 exons. The coding region runs from base 1 to 429 and encodes 142 amino acids.